Nicrophorus vespilloides is the source of this 762-nucleotide messenger RNA. RefSeq names its product trypsin-7-like. Bases 1 to 762 code for a protein of 253 amino acids. Gene Ontology annotation, biological process: proteolysis. NCBI's taxonomy places the organism in Eukaryota, Metazoa, Arthropoda, Insecta, Coleoptera, Silphidae. Gene Ontology annotation, molecular function: serine-type endopeptidase activity. The transcript is spliced from 4 exons. The record is from RefSeq and is a predicted model, not a curated record.
AUGUUCAAGUUUGUUUUAGUAUCUGCUCUCGUAGCUGCAACUUCUGCUGCAAAUCCUAGGAUUCCGCAGUUGGAUGGUCGUAUCGUCGGCGGUGAAUCCGUCAACAUCGAAGACUACCCAUACCAAUUGUCUCUGCUCUACUACGGAAGCCAUAUCUGCGGUGCUUCCAUCAUCAGCGAAAAGUUCGCCGUUACUGCUGCUCACUGCACCGAUGGAUCUUCUGCUCAAGAUUUGAGCGUUCGCGCUGGUUCCUCCAUCAAGGGAUCCGGAGGCGUCGUCGUCCAAGUCAAGAGGAUUCUUCAAAACCCACAAUACGACCAAUGGAACAUUGACUUCGACAUGUCCCUUUUGGAACUGGAACAGCCACUUCCAUUGGGAUCUGGCAUCAAGACCGUUCCAUUGCCCGAGUUCUUGGAAGCCGUUCCAGAAGGUUCCCAAGCUGUCUGCUCCGGUUGGGGUGCACUCCAAGAAGGUGGAUCUUCCCCAUCCCAACUCCAAGCCGUGAAGGUUAACAUCGUCAGCAAGGAGGACUGCCAAGAGGCUUACGCGGGCACUCCAGUAACUGACCGCAUGAUCUGCGCCGCAGUUCCCGGAGGUGGCAAAGACGCCUGCCAAGGUGAUUCUGGUGGCCCAUUGGUCGUCGAUGGUAAACUCGUCGGUGUCGUUUCCUGGGGUAUGGGAUGCGCCCGUCCCGACUACCCAGGUGUCUACUCCAGCGUUCCAGAAAUGCGCGACUUCAUCAACGAAAACACUGGACUGUAA